GCGACGGCCAUGGCGACGCCGCGCCCCUCGAGCCAGUCGACCGCGAUCUCCGACUAUCUCGACGACAUCCCUGCCAUCAUCGAGUACAUUUGGUGCGGCGAGAGCGUCGGCCUCAAGCUCGGCCGACAUACGCUCGUCAAGACUCCCCCCGCGAUCCAACACACGUGGACUAACGGCGACGACGUGAACAUUACGCUCGCGACCGAGUUUUACUCGAAGAAGGUUAUCGUACGCCGCGUAUCCAAGCGCGUAUUGUCGGGUGUUCGACCCAAGUUUGUCCUCCAUUCCAUCAACGGUGCUCCGGUGCGAAUGGACAAUUUCAACGAGAUGAUGGUGGUGCUCAAGACGGGCCAUGCAGCUGGCAUCCCCCAAGUGCUCGAGUUUCAGCCCAACCCGAUGCCUGUCAUGGUGAUAUACGUGCCUGAAGGCGGCGUACUCGACCACGCGGGCGUGACCACCGAGUAUGAGCUUAUGACGAUCAACCAUGUCAACGUGACCUACUUGACCCUGGAUCAAAUCGGCCGCAUGCUGCACGAGUGCACGAAGCCAUGCCACUUGACGUUUGGGUGGACCUUGCCCAUCGACUCCUCAUGCGACGUACCGCUGGCGAUGCUCACCGACGACGCCACAGUCAGCGUCUAGGCGAUCCAUGGCUGCGUUGAGUUUCUAUUUAAUUCUGUUCGAAUCCACUGUCGUUCUUC
Messenger RNA from Aphanomyces invadans, 701 nucleotides. RefSeq lists its product as hypothetical. The record is from RefSeq and is a predicted model, not a curated record. Gene Ontology annotation, molecular function: protein binding. The transcript has a single exon. NCBI's taxonomy places the organism in Eukaryota, Oomycota, Saprolegniomycetes, Saprolegniales, Verrucalvaceae. Bases 10 to 642 code for a protein of 210 amino acids.